UCGCGUUCCGUGCUCGUCGCGUAACGCAAAAUACAUCGCUCGUGUUCGACACGGUCACGCGAACGAAAGAGAAAGAGAAAGAGAGAGAUCAACUCGCAGGCGAGGAUCAAUCGAAGGAGAAAGGGAAGGGGUUGUGAAAGUGCGUGAGAUACGUAGAAGGUGGAGAAGGAAGGUUUUCCAAGUGACGAGCGUCGGGUGAAGGUGUUGGAGGGCGGUCAAGGAUCCAUGAGAGUGCGAGAACGGAGUUGCACGAGUUUCAACCGCAAUCGCGACGCUUGAUUUCGUGGCAUUGUCUGGCUCCCUGCACGCGGUCCACGGUGUAUCAAAGGCGAGGCUCGCCCUCGACGGGGCAACAAAGGAAAUACGAUUGGAGGAGGUGUUCCAUGGAAUAACGACGCAACCAUGAUCAAUAUGAAGUUUUUUCGCGUCGUGCUGGCCCUUCUAGGAGGCACGCACGUCCUCUUCGCCCAGCCAUCCGCCUCGCCUACCGUGAAAAGUACCGAAGACGCGUUCGUUUCCUUCCCUGAAAAGUGUUUUAUCCGGAAAAAAGAGAGAUGUAUUUUUAUGUCGCUCAGGGGGUCACUAAAGAAGUUCCCGGAGAGGAAAGUUUUUCUGAUAACGAUUCGUCUUUGACGACAGGUGGAUCGAGUCUGGCGAGUGUGGUCGCUGGAAGUAAGCCGACGAGACUUUUGAAUAAACCGGAUUUCGACGACAUCGGCCCACGAAAUGUCACCGCCAUUGUUGGCCAAACAGCGGAAUUGAAUUGCUUCGUGAAACAUCCUGGAGACAGAGUGAUAUCCUGGAUGCGUAAAAGGGAUUUACACAUACUCACGUCGUCCAUCUAUACGUACACGGGGGACGAAAGAUUUUCGGUGAAGCAUCCCGAGGCAUCCGACGAAUGGACGUUGAAGAUCGAUUACGUUCAGCAACGUGACGCCGGGGUUUACGAAUGCCAGGUUAACACCGAGCCCAAAAUGAAUUUAGCCUUCGUUUUGACAGUGGAAGAAAGUGCCCCUGUCCCCGCCACCACCACACCGAACGCCAUUCACCGGACGUUCAACUCAGCCGCUCAGGCGAAAAUCGUGGGCCCGGAAGACGUGUACGUGAAGAAGGGUAGCACGAUAAGCCUCACGUGCACCGUUAAUGUGCAAAGUACGCCGCCCAGCAGCGUUUCGUGGCAUCACGGAGGAGAUGUGGUGGAUUUCGACAGUCCCAGCGUUCACCGUAGGGGCGGGGUUUCCUUGGAGACGGAGAAGACGGAAAGCGGCACGACGAGCAGACUUCUGGUGACACAAGCCAGAUUGACCGACAGCGGAAAUUACACCUGCAUUCCCAGCAACGCGAAUCCAGCCAGCGUGAUGGUCCACGUGCUGAAUGGGGAACAUCCAGCGGCCAUGCAACACGGCGGAAGUUGCGGCGUCGCGCCCACCGUUUUAUCGGCGACCCUUACUCUGGUGAUCUCGAANCUGCUAAGGUGAGCGGUAUCGUGCUUGUGAAUCGUGCGACUUCGAAGCCACGGGCUGGUCGAGCUCGUUUCGUGAACCGGUGAGACGGUGCCGGUACCCGAAGGAAGGAGGAGGCGGAG
Messenger RNA from Apis dorsata (giant honeybee), 1585 nucleotides. Its product is annotated as basement membrane-specific heparan sulfate proteoglycan core protein-like. Lineage: Eukaryota; Metazoa; Arthropoda; Insecta; Hymenoptera; Apidae. Bases 555 to 1478 code for a protein of 307 amino acids. Gene Ontology annotation, cellular component: neuron projection membrane. The record is from RefSeq and is a predicted model, not a curated record. Gene Ontology annotation, biological process: synapse organization. The transcript is spliced from 10 exons.